Aspergillus mulundensis is the source of this 1338-nucleotide messenger RNA. RefSeq names its product Brix domain-containing protein. Gene Ontology annotation, biological process: rRNA processing; ribosomal large subunit assembly. The transcript has 2 exons. Gene Ontology annotation, cellular component: preribosome, large subunit precursor. The coding region runs from base 1 to 1338 and encodes 445 amino acids. Gene Ontology annotation, molecular function: rRNA binding. The record is from RefSeq and is a predicted model, not a curated record. Lineage: Eukaryota; Fungi; Ascomycota; Eurotiomycetes; Eurotiales; Aspergillaceae.
AUGGCCAGGCAUACAAAGAGUCGUACUCAGCCUAAGCCGCCAAGCGGCCCUGCGAAUGGCAAAGGCAGCGCGGCGUCUGUGAGCAAAACUCCGAAGUCUAUGGUUAUCCGUAUCGGAGGUUCUCGAGUCGGCAGCAGUGUCAGCCAACUUGUAAAAGAUGUUCGUCUCAUGAUGGAACCGGAUACAGCAGUGCGACUGAAGGAACGCAAAUCGAACAGACUUAGGGACUACACGGUCAUGGCCGGCCCUCUCGGUGUCACCCAUCUCCUUCUUUUCUCAAAGUCGUCCACCGGAAACACGAAUAUGCGCUUGGCGCUUACACCGCGCGGCCCUACCCUCAACUUCAAAGUGGAAAGCUACUCUCUGUGUCGUGACGUCGAGAAGGCUCAAAAACGCCCACGAGGCGGAGGUCAGGAUCACAAGACACCACCUUUGCUUGUGAUGAACAACUUCAACAGUGCCGAUGCCGACGAGAACUCGAAGGUGCCUAAGCGCCUUGAAAGCCUCACGACCACCAUAUUCCAGUCACUCUUCCCGCCGAUCAACCCUCAAGCCACACCUCUCCAAUCUAUCCGCCGUGUAAUGCUACUGAAUCGAGAGCCGGCUUCUGAGUCUGAUGACGAGGGCUCUUACGUGCUCAACUUGAGGCAUUAUGCGAUUACCACCAGAAAGACAGGCAUUUCCAAGCGAAUUCGACGGCUAGAUCCGAAAGAAGUGCGAAAUAGAGAAAAGCACAAGUCUGCUGUACCCAAUCUGGGAAAGCUAGAAGAUGCCGCAGACUAUCUGUUAGAUCCUUCGGCCGCGGGCUAUACGUCAGCCAGUGAAACAGAGCUAGACACGGAUGCAGAGGUCGAGGUUGCCGGAACCACUACAAGGAAGGUUCUGACGAAACGGGAGAUGCAGCGCAUGAAGUCGGGAGAGAAAGUCGGCAAUAAGACAGCCACGACGGAAGUCGAAAAACGGGCUGUCAAGUUGGUUGAAUUGGGCCCGAGGUUGAGACUCAGACUGAUCAAGGUCGAGGAUGGAUUGUGCGAAGGACGGGUUAUGUGGCAUGACUACAUCCACAAGUCUCAGCACGAGGUCGAUGCAUUGGAUAAGAACUGGGAUAAGAAGAUGAAGGAGAAAGAAGCCCGGAAGAAGCUGCAGAAGGAAAAUGUCGAACGGAAGAAGCAGGAGAAAGCUAAAGCUCGUGCUGAGGGCAACGAAGUUGAGGACGACGAAGAUGACCUGGACGAUGAGGAUCUCGACAUGGAUGAUGAGUGGGUUAGCGAUGACGAGGUAGAUGAGGACCAGGGAGAGGUGGAAGAAGAAGAUGGUGAUGAGUCUAUGGAUGAGUGA